Molecule: messenger RNA, 2234 nt
Organism: Gopherus evgoodei (Goodes thornscrub tortoise)
Lineage: Eukaryota; Metazoa; Chordata; Testudines; Testudinidae
Gene: CHURC1
Product: churchill domain containing 1
Exons: 4
Coding region: 54-365 (103 amino acids)
Biological process (GO): positive regulation of DNA-templated transcription; multicellular organism development; fibroblast growth factor receptor signaling pathway
Molecular function (GO): zinc ion binding
Source: RefSeq, a predicted model, not a curated record
CCUAAAUCCUCCCUGGCGCGCGGGGCCGGGGCUGGCAGCUCUCGCGAGAUGCGAUGCUCCCGGAAGCCGGAAGAGGCGGUGGCAGCGGUAGUGUGAUGUGUGGGGGCUGCGUGGAGACCGAGUACCCGUCCCGGGGUAACACCUGCCUGGAGAACGGAUCUUUCCUGCUCAACUACGUGGGGUGUGUGGAGUGCAACAAGAGGGACUUUGUGCUGAUCGCAAACAGAGCAGUGGAGGAGGAGGAUGGAGAAGAAAUCAUCACUUAUGACCAUGUGUGUAAGAACUGUCAUCACAUGAUAGCCAGGCACGAAUACACAUUCAGCGUGGUGGACGAUUACCAGCCAAAGGCAAGAUCAGACGACUAGGAACAAGGAGUGCAGGUCGCACCUAUGGGAUGGGGACCUGCAUCCUGGAAAGCCUUCACACUCCCAGUGCAAACCAGGUGACUGAGUCCCAGCGUAGUGCUGCAGCCGAGGUGGUGUGCAGGAUCCUUCGGCGUGCGAGCUGGGAAUAUCCAACACAAGUAAGGAGGUGAUGUGACCCCUUUGGCAUUGGAGAGACUUUGCCCAGUGCUGCACGGAGGAUGUUACAAAGGGGACAGGGCUCAGAAGAGAGCUAAGAGGAGUCUUCAAGCUCUGUAAAACCUGCCUUCUAGCGAGAGACUUAAAGGAACCCAAUCUGUUCAGUUUAGCUGAGAGGUGACUUGAUCACGCUUCCAGGGAGGAGAUUUCUGCUAGCAGGGGGCUCUGUGAUCUACCAGAGACUAGCCGAGCGUGAUCCGGGGCUAGGAGCUGAAGGGAGGCACGUUCAGACUAGAGAUAAGGUGCCGGUAUUUAACAGGGAGGGACGUUAACCAUCAGAACCACUGACCCCAAGAUGGGGCAGGUCUUCCGUCACAUGGCGUUUGUAAAUCCAGGCUGGAUUGUCUCUCUAAAGCUCUGCUCCGGCUCAGACCGGAGUUCUGGUCUGGACGCAGGAGUCGCUGGGGGAGCCUCUCUGGCCUGGCUUAUAUAGGAGACAGAACAGUCCCUUCUGGCCUUGAAACGUCCAAGGGCAAGUCCCUUUUCCUGCUCGCUUCCGUCCCCAAAGCCCUGGUCAGUAGCUGUGCGCCGGCUGGUGGGCGCUCUGCAUGCCCUGAUUGGGUUAAUCCAUUCCCCUCGCUGGGCCAGCGGAGCCCUGAUCUUGCUCGGAGCUGCUAGUACCGAGGCAGCGAUGCCCAGCGAAUGUGCUGCUCUGCCUGCCUGGCAUUGCGGGGGAGGGCUGGUCGGUUUGGCUGUAGAGUGAGUGGACAGUGCUGAUGAAGGGAGGAUGGAGACAGCCUGCUGGGCUGGCCCCAAGCUCUGGACUAGUCUCCCUGGGGGAGCUGUGGGUGCCCCAGCUCUUGAGAUGUUUGAAACAAGAGCGACUACCCCAAUGACUGUGGGAGGGGGAGCAAUCCAGCCCUCGCCCUGGGAAGAAACCCAAGGGCCCUGUAGGUCUGGUCGCCGGUGAGGCCUUUCGAAGCCCUCACUCAGGGCCAGGUGCCCAGUCCGUCUCUGGCUCUGGUGCACAGCAAAGCUGAGUGAUAGUAGGGAGGCAGGUUUCCUACUGCCACAGUCAUGCUCUGCUAGUCCAUUGCAGGCCAGUCUGGGCGAAGGACUUUCCUUGAUCUCUCAGGCCAGCCUGCAAGAGUCCCUUGCCAGCAUGACUCUUGGUUGGGCACCCUGCUGUGCCGCAUCGGAAGGGACUGAAUGCUUGUCGCCAUGUGGCAGAGUUGGCAUCUGCGCUCCCUUAUGGCCCACUGUGGCACUGCUCAUCUGGCCUCAGUUUCCCUCCAGAUCUUCACUGGUCAGCAGCCAUCUUCGGUCUGGUCUGGUGCCGUGGUGGCUUGGCCCUCUGGCUAAAUCACAGCAAAACUCUGCCCCUGCAGGGGUAUCCAAGUUGCAAAACAAAUACAAGGAACUCAGAAAGGAGGGUCGGCCGGGGCUGGACCCCCAUCCUACUCAGGGUCCAUUUUCUUAUUAACACUUGCCUGGGCUCCCAGCUUCAGGCCCAGCCCCACUUCCUCAGGGAGGCCCUGACCUGCACCCAGUGAGAGCUGGAGAUCUCCCUUUUAGCUCCUCCCUCCAGGCCUGAAUCUUGGCCAGGGUGUAGGUGCGUUCUCCAUCUCACACACAUGCCCGGGACAAAGGAUUCCCAGCCCUGCAUCUGGAAGCGAGCCCCCCUUUGCCCCCGCGUGAGCGCCCUCUGUCUUG